Poecile atricapillus (Black-capped chickadee) is the source of this 3793-nucleotide messenger RNA. RefSeq names its product endogenous retrovirus group 3 member 1 Env polyprotein-like. Lineage: Eukaryota; Metazoa; Chordata; Aves; Passeriformes; Paridae. The transcript is spliced from 2 exons. Bases 1801 to 3123 code for a protein of 440 amino acids. The record is from RefSeq and is a predicted model, not a curated record.
AGUCCCGAAAGGGUUCAUUGUUAAGGAGUUCUUACUUGUUUUAUAUUUGCAUUUGUACCCCCAUUCCUUACUCCCUCCCAACUCAUCGGGUUUGGCCGCUGCUGCCCAAGAGGAACUUCCGCAUUCCCAUAAAGACUUGCACACCACUGCUGCCCAAGAAGAAUUUCCUCAUUUCCAUAAAGACUUGCACACGGGUGCAUAUUAAAAUCAUAUUACCACCUGGGAAUGGAGACAGCUCUGGACAACGAGCCACCCUAGAAAAACAUCUGGAGGACCACACUACGGAGACAUCGGGGACAUGGGGAGACUGGGUGCACCAAUCUCAGUCCCGCAAGCUGGUCACCAUAACCUGGGCAGGACUUGAAAGAGAAGACACCCCUAGACGUUCGAGCCUGAGAUAGAGCCUCCGGGCAAUCCCAGCAAGGAUAGAGGCUCCAGUCCUGCCGACAGUGAGUGACGACAGGCCUGCGUGAUCCUCCUCCUUGGCGUCGACCGCGGGGAGCAGCAGUGGCGGCGCGCACCCCGAGCCCCCACCUCUAGGCCCAGUUCUAAUAAAGGCUUAUUAAUAGGAGCAGAAGGUCUCCUGGCCCUUUAAUUUACAUCAACUGGGGGCUCGUCUGGGAUAAGCCACGCCCACGAGGACCAGGAAGGACUGGCCAUCCACCUCGGACCCUUCAUGGGAUUGCUGGAGACGCCCGGACCAUAGGACGGCCUUAGAGGGAGUCGACACCAAGGAGCGCCGGACUGGUUUGAAGGACCCUACCAAGUUCAACUCACCACACAUACGGCUGUGAGAACCCGGGAAAAGGGGUGGACACACGUGACCCGAGUUAAAGGACCGGUGGCACCACCAGAUGGGGAAGUAAACUCCGAAAAGGACCCCUCUAACUGGACUGUUGUUCCCAACACCAAAGAUUUGAAAAUAACCUUAAGGAGGAAACCCAGAGACUGAAGUCCCCAAUCAGGAACUGGAAUUACAACAGUUGUUGUUUUGAUCUCUUAGCUGCAACAUUUGUGGUUAAGUGUUUCUUUGAAAAGUUUGUGAAAUAAUGUUAAAGUAUUUUCUAGUUGUGGUUAACUUGUAACUAUUGUUAUUAUUACUUGAAAAGGUAAAAGAACCCCCGAAUAAGGCUCCAAUUUCCUAGCCAAGACUAUAUCCCUCACAGGGCAGCUUUUCCAAAACCAAAAACAACAACAGUAAGAAGGAGAAGGACAAAGGAGAAACAAUAAAGCUGUAAGCCUUGGACCCAGAGCCCCUUAAACAGAGCGUGAGGAAAACCCCAAGAGGCAAGACCAGGGGAGAUCAAACAUGGUUCCUACUGGACUCUUGGGAGUCACAGACCAGAGGGAGCCUAAAAGGAUCAUCACAAGGCUCACAAUAGGUCUGGUGAUAACGAUGUACCUCACCAAUGCUAUGGGGACAGACUCUUGCAUGAAAUGUUAUUAUGAUGGGGAAGAUCUAGGGUCCCUGGUAAGGGUCCACACAAAUUUGAGUCCUUCUUGCUACAAAAAAUCACAAUUAGAGGAAUGCCAGGAAAAUGGGAAAACAUAUUGGAUUACCAGAAAUAUGGCCACCUUUAGAGAACGUCUUCUGGGAGACUGCCCUAUGAGGGAUACUUGGUUGUGCUUUGAAAAGAAUGGACCUGUAAAAGGUGAACCUGAUGUGGUAAAGGAGAAAAGAGUGGACAUGAGGGCGGGAAAUGAUGAAUGGGAAAAUUUGAGUGGGAAAAAUUUGUUCAUUGAUUUAGUUGAAAAGAUCAGCAAGGAAUUGAAUAUUGUUGGGUAUGUGGGAGCACUAAAAUGUCUGAUAUUUGGCCUUGGGAGGGAAUUAGCUUAAAACCUCGAGAAAUUCUAAGCAUAAAGCGAAUUGGGGAGAACCAAAGAACACCAGGGUAUCGGAGAAGAGAAAAGUGGGAAUUAAAGGCUAAGGUAAUUGGGGAAGAUUGUAUCCUACGAACUGGGAAAAGAUAUAGGACGCCGGUGGGGCGAAUGGCAUGCAAAAGAUACCCUAUAACAAAGAAUCUAGGAACUAAAUGGGUUCCCCAAGAGCCCAACCGAUAUUGGUCCUUAGAAAAAAGGGAAAAAGGAUGCAUUUAUCACGAAGGAUAUAACCUUUACGAAUUUGCAGAAAAAGGGAUCAAUCCCUUCUGCGGAAUUAGGAGUCUAUCCAAAUAUUGGGAAUGCCCCUAUGAGGACAGGGAGGGUUUUUGGGAAGCCCCGGAUGAUUUCUUUUGGAUCUGUGGGGAUGCAGCUUAUACACAUCUACCAGGAGACUGGUCAGGUAGCUGCACAAUAGGGGUAAUAAAGCCAGCUUUCUUCUUGCUCCCAAAAGAAGCUGGUCCAGAUCUUGGAGUACCACUAUAUGACAACUUAAAGAGGCUCACAAAAAGAAAGAGGAGAAGCGUAAUAAACACAGGAGGAACCCAGAAUUGGAAAGGAAGAGUCUGGACCCCGGAGGAAAUAAUAAGAACUUAUAGGCCAGCGACCUGGGCCCAGGAUGGGUCCUGGGGAUAUAGGACCCCAAUAUACAUGUUAAACAGAAUAAUCAUACUCCAGGCUGUAAUUGAAAUAACAUCGAAUAAAACAGCCCUGGCUCUUGAUCAUAUAAGUGACCAACUCUCUCAGACUCGAACAGUGGUGUACCAACUCCAACUAGCAGUAGAUUACCUUCUCGCUGAUGAGGGGGGAAUCUGUGGGAAGUUCAACACCUCUGAAUGCUGCCUAGAAAUAGAUUAUAAAAGUGAAGUAAUCCGGAACAUUUCUAAAGAGAUCAGAAAAAUCUCCUAUGUAGGAACUCAAGAAUGGACACCAAUCCUGAAUACCGAUUGGUGGGAUAGUUUCUGGUCCUUUAAGGGCUGGUGGAAAAAGGUGGCAUUCAUUGGUAUAGCAGGACUAGCUGGACUGUUAUUUCUUCCCUGCGUCACACCAUGUCUGAUCAGAACGAUUACCUCAGUAAUACAGUCCAGCAGCACAAUCUCUAACUCAUUAGAAAUAACCCAAGAGAAGGGAAAAACUAAGAUCCUAAUGUUGGAGAGUUCAGAACGGAAAGAAGCAAAAAGGGUGUAUGAACAAUACCAAAGACUAAAGAAGUUCCACUACCAGGAGCCUGAAACAACAAACUGACGCAGGCUGAUGCCUGGUCAAAUUAAAAGAGGGGGGAUAUUGUUAUAAAUGAAAAUCCUGAGGUUCAAAUUGUAUGUUCAUGUUAAGGGGUUUUGGUGUUGUAAGUCCCGAAAGGGUUCAUUGUUAAGGAGUUCUUACUUGUUUUAUAUUUGCGUUUGUACCCCCAUUUCUUACUCCCUCCCAACUCGUCGGGUUUGGCCGCUGCUGCCCAAGAGGAACUUCCGCAUUCCCAUAAAGACUUGCACACCACUGCUGCCCAAGAAGAAUUUCCUCAUUUCCAUAAAGACUUGCACACGGGUGCAUAUUAAAAUCAUAUUACCACCUGGGAAUGGAGACAGCUCUGGACAACGAGCCACCCUAGAAAAACAUCUGGAGGACCACACUACGGAGACAUCGGGGACAUGGGGAGACUGGGUGCACCAAUCUCAGUCCCACAAGCUGGUCACCAUAACCUGGGCAGGACUCGAAAGAGAAGACACCCCUAGACGUUCGAGCCUGAGAUAGAGCCUCCGGGCAAUCCCAGCAAGGAUAGAGGCUCCAGUCCUGCCGACAGUGAGUGACGACAGGCCUGCAUGAUCCUCCUCCUCGGCGUCGACCACGGGGAGCAGCAGUGGCGGCGCGCACCCCGAGCCCCUACCUCUAGGCCCAGUUCUAAUAAAGGCUUAUUAAU